Struthio camelus australis is the source of this 1689-nucleotide messenger RNA. The record is from RefSeq and is a predicted model, not a curated record. Lineage: Eukaryota; Metazoa; Chordata; Aves; Struthioniformes; Struthionidae.
AUGGUUCGGAAGAACUACAACCCAGGACAAAAGAGAAAACCUCACGCGUUCACCCAUCCUCUCCGAACACCUAGCACAGCAGCUCCCGACCAACACAGAUCCAAACAAAACCGACCACCGAGGGCACAGUAUAUUUAUUUUCCCCCCCCCCUUCCUCUAGGCCUCCCUGUUGCCCCAGGCCACGGCAGCCUCGUGGGCAUUUAUAAUGGAGAGGAGUUUGUGUUUGAGGAGAGUAGCUGGUACGUAAUCAACGUUCUCAAACUUCUCUGGCGGUAUGGACUCAAUCCCCUGCGCAUGUACAUGUGGGUUGAGGACAUCUUGGACAAGUUUAUGCGAAUCUAUCGGUACCAGACGCACGACUACACCUUCAGCAGCAACGAGCGUUUACUUCACGCCCUCGGCGGGAAUGACUUCACCCAAAUGCUGAAUCAAACCAUUGAUGAAUCCAUGCAGAAAGCUGGCUUCUCCCAUAAGUUCAUAAAUGAGGUAGUUUGUCCAGCCAUGAGAGUCAAUUAUGGGCAAGGUGUCAACAUAAAUGGUUUUGUAGGUGCUGUUGCUCUGGCAGGGGUUGAAUCUGGCCUUUGGGCAGUAAAGGGAGGAAAUAAACUUGUCUGCACUGGCCUUAUCUAUGCUGCCAAAGCACAACUUAUCCCUGGCACAGUUUUGUCUAUAGAGCCAAAAACAAGACCAAACUCUGCAGGGGACACGGUUAAGCUCUACUAUGUCACCUACAACUCUACAUCGGGAUCAUCAGCAGACAUGUAUGACAUUGUUAUCAUCGCAGCUCCACUGAACCGCAAAAUGUCCAACAUCACCUUCAGGAAUUUUAACCCUCCUAUUCCAGAGUUCUCAAGUCCUUACCAUCAGACCGUAGCAACAUUUGUGCAUGGGCGCUUGAAUGCUUCCUUCUUUGGCUACCAGGACCCAUCUGCCUUUCACUUUGGUGCCAUCCUCACUACAGAGAAUCCCAAACUCCGGGGGUUUGUUUCGCCUGCUGAAGACACACCCAGUGAAGGAAAGCUACCCUUGCGAUCAGCUGUCUGGAAGGUGUUUUCAAGAGAACCGCUCACCAAAGAGCAGCUUAACUUGCUUUUCUCUUCCUAUGACUCUGUCAAAGUGAAGAAGUGGCUGGCAUACCCCCACUACAGCCCCCCUGAAAAAUGUCCACCUGUGAUCCUCCAUGACAGAAUAUACUACCUCAAUGGCAUUGAGUGGGCUGCAAGUGCCAUGGAGAUGAGUGCUAUAGCAGCCAAAAAUGCAGCGCUGCUUGCUUACCACCAGUGGUAUGGGAACACGGACAAGAUCGACCAGGAAGACUUGCAUGAGAAACUGAAAACGGAGCUUUGAGCUCCUGGCAGUCAAAUGCCACUGGCUCACUAGAGCAUCCAGGCUGCUCUGCUGUGCAACACUACAACAUCCAGAAAUAUAGAUCACAUACUGUAGCAAUCUAGCCACAACUAAAACUGGUAAGUGAGGAACUCUUCCAGGGAGGAAGAAACAUCCAACCAGCUGAAGACAGAUGGGCACCAGUGGCCUAGAUCAGCAGUGAAAAGGAAGAGGAACCUUUCCCAAGUGAGCUGGCCCUUCCUCAUGCAAAUUCUUCAUUCUCUCCCUAUAAGAUUAUAAAAAUGUUUUCAGCACCAUUAUUGAGCCUAAGUGCCCUUCACAAUAAGAAGACUGCCAAACUCA